Saccostrea echinata is the source of this 639-nucleotide messenger RNA. RefSeq lists its product as uncharacterized. The record is from RefSeq and is a predicted model, not a curated record. Bases 1 to 639 code for a protein of 212 amino acids. Lineage: Eukaryota; Metazoa; Mollusca; Bivalvia; Ostreida; Ostreidae. Gene Ontology annotation, cellular component: nucleus. The transcript has 5 exons.
AUGGAAGAAAUGGAUGUACUGUAUGAUAUCAUAGUUGAAAAUCCUUCCAAAAUUAACGAAACAAUAUUCGAGGCUGUCGAAACUCCCCUCGCAGCAUCCACUCCAAAAAGGAAACCUUCCUGGAGCGACUUAGAACAGAGUGUUUUAAUUGAAUUUGUUUCAAAAAAUGAGCAGAAACUUUUUGGAAAGUUUAAAGGACCGGGGAGGGGAAAAGUAGAGAGAGAAACUUCCUGGGAGGAUGUAGCAAGAGCUGUAAACGAAGUAGGUAUUUACUUUCGGACAGGGAAGGAGGCAUCAAAGCAGUAUGCCAAUUUGAAAGCCAGAGCUAAAAUAAAUUUUAUUUUUAUUAUUGUUCUGGACAAACUGUCCCAAAUUAAAAGACCCAAGACAGGUGGAGGUCCAAAGCCCCCAUCACCAACCCCUGUUGAGCAAGCCAAGAGAGGAACUAAAUUAGAGAAGGAAAGGGAUCAGGUGGCAUCCAUCUCAACAUGCAGCGAGGGUCAAGAUUCAUCUUCAGACACGUACACCUCAGUGCCACCUCGCUCUAAUAAAGAAAACAAAAAGGAACAGAGUUUAUUAAUUCUACAGAAAGAUCUUCUCAAGACAGAAAAGAGAAAGUUAGAGUUAAAAUGGAGCUGA